Molecule: messenger RNA, 969 nt
Organism: Equus quagga
Lineage: Eukaryota; Metazoa; Chordata; Mammalia; Perissodactyla; Equidae
Gene: GPX7
Product: glutathione peroxidase 7
Exons: 3
Coding region: 96-827 (243 amino acids)
Biological process (GO): response to oxidative stress
Molecular function (GO): glutathione peroxidase activity
Source: RefSeq, a predicted model, not a curated record
CACUGGCGCGAAUUCUGGUCUCAGUGGUCAGAAUCCUGGAACCAUGGCUCUCGCGUCCCGGAAGGGGCGCGGAGGCCCACGCUCCCGCAGUAAAGAUGGGGAAACUGAGGUCCCGAGCCUGGCGCUCCACCGCCCGCGGAGAAGGGGAAGGGGGCGCGUCCUGCCUCGCGGGCCGCCUGGCGCCGGGGCCGCCCCCUCCCGCCCCCCGCGCCGGGUCCCCCCGCCCCGUCUUUGCCCUCGCGACGCCGCCACCCCGGGAGCGAGUCAUGGUGGCUGCACUGGUGGCGGCGUGGCUGCUCCUGGCGGUCGCGGCCCGCGCGCAGCGGGAGCAGGACUUCUACGACUUCAAGGCGGUCAACAUCCGGGGCAAGCUGGUGUCGCUGGAGAAGUACCGCGGGUCGGUCUCCCUGGUGGUGAACGUGGCUAGCGAGUGCGGCUUCACAGACCAGCACUACCGAGCCCUGCAGCAGCUGCAACGGGACCUGGGGCCCCACCACUUCAACGUGCUUGCCUUCCCCUGCAACCAGUUUGGCCAGCAGGAGCCUGACAGCAACAAGGAGAUCGAGAGCUUUGCCCGCCGCACCUAUAGCGUCUCUUUCCCCAUGUUUAGCAAGAUUGCAGUCGUCGGCACUGGAGCCCACCCUGCCUUCAAGUACCUGACCCAGACUUCUGGGAAGGAGCCCACCUGGAACUUCUGGAAGUACCUAGUGGCCCCAGAUGGGAAGGUUGUAGGGGCUUGGGAUCCAACCGUGUCGGUGGAGGAGAUCAGACCCCAUAUCACAGAACUUGUGAGGAAGCUCAUCCUGAAGAAGCGAGAAGACUUGUAACCACGUUCCCUCCUCUCCCACUGUCCCCUUACCCCCAUCUUGCAUGGGUGACCAAAGCAAACUCAAAUGGUGCUUCAAAGGGAGAGUCCAUUGACUCCUUCCUCCAUUCUUAUCCCACCUACCCCACCACUCCUGUGAGGGA